This is a messenger RNA of Clarias gariepinus (North African catfish), 541 nucleotides long. RefSeq names its product venom protein 302-like. Gene Ontology annotation, cellular component: extracellular region. Bases 77 to 388 code for a protein of 103 amino acids. Gene Ontology annotation, molecular function: insulin-like growth factor binding. The transcript has 2 exons. The record is from RefSeq and is a predicted model, not a curated record. Gene Ontology annotation, biological process: regulation of cell growth; regulation of signal transduction. Lineage: Eukaryota; Metazoa; Chordata; Actinopteri; Siluriformes; Clariidae.
UUCAACCCGCACUGACUUCGAGAGUCAGUUGCAUAAAAGAGUGACUCUGUUGGAAAUUUUCCGUCUCUGCGUCGCAAUGGAUCGGAAGUGUUUGCUGAUCUGUCAGCUUCUGGCCUUCUUGCUGGUGGAGGAGAGCCUGGCGUUAUCAUGCUUACCCUGCUACAAGGCACAAUGCCCGACAGAUCUCAAUUGUCUGGGAGGAAAAGCGCAGAGUGUGUGUGGUUGCUGCCUGGUGUGCGCCAAGGUGAAGAAUGAGGAGUGCGGUGGUCCGUAUGAUGUAUACGGCACUUGUGACAAGGGCCUCGUGUGUGUGCGUAGAGGAUGGGACAGGUUUAACAGCCCAGGAGUGUGUGAAGAAUCGUAUGAAGAAGCUGAAGCAGCUGAGUAAACCAAGUUGAGGAUGUGAACGAGGCUUCCAUGUGCACAUCAAAGAGGGCCGAAAGCAACGCCUUCAACACCACGGAAAUCAGUAGAGAUACACAUAAAGAUCUUCGUUUUUAAUGUUAGUAGCAGAUUAUAAAAUUAAAAUCAUUAUAAGCAG